This is a messenger RNA of Plutella xylostella (diamondback moth), 1692 nucleotides long. RefSeq names its product kynurenine/alpha-aminoadipate aminotransferase, mitochondrial. NCBI's taxonomy places the organism in Eukaryota, Metazoa, Arthropoda, Insecta, Lepidoptera, Plutellidae. Gene Ontology annotation, biological process: biosynthetic process. Gene Ontology annotation, molecular function: L-kynurenine:2-oxoglutarate transaminase activity; pyridoxal phosphate binding. The record is from RefSeq and is a predicted model, not a curated record.
GUUCAGUUGGUGCAAAACAGAAUUUACCUAAAAUUCUAAUCACUGUUAAUUAAUUAAAAAAAACAAAAGACUGCUCAUCCAACAGACAAUCCCCUUGGGGGCUAGAAAAGCCAAAAAACUAGCAUAGUGUAUUAAAAAAUAAUUGUCGAAAAAACUUAAAUAAAAAUGUUGGUGACAAAGAAAUUGUUCUCGCUCUCUCCAAGUGCCAAGCUCCUGAAGACUCUACUAGAAGGCCACACUCUCCACUCCGUCAGGGGUGUCUCUCAGAGCUUCAACUACGAGGAUAUCUUCAAGUUCUACAGCGACGCCCCCGCGCCCGCGGCGACACCCCUCACUGACCGAGACUAUGAGCGGUUCAUUAGCAAGAGGUCUGCGUUGCGACAACCUGGACUUACGAGGCAAAUUACCCAGCUAUCCUACCAGGCGGGCAGAGACGCGGUGUCGCUCGCCGAAGGCAUGGCGAGUACAGCCGUGUUCCCCUUCACCCACCUGCGCCUGGAGACGUCAGGCGGCGCCGAGGUCACGCUAGAGGGAGACAAGUUGAGGGCCGCGCUGCAGUAUGUGCCGACGCAGGGGCUGCCAGACCUAGUCAGCCACCUGCGCCAACUCACGUCCGACCUGCACCGCCCACCGCCUCUGCCGCGUGAUGUCCUGGUAACCUCGGGCAGCCAGUCCGGUCUCUACAUGGCUGUGGAUCUGCUGCUGGAGCCAGGCGCGCCCGUGCUGGUGCAGGAGCACUCGUAUACUGGGUUUUAUAGUGUUCUUAAGCCCUACCAACCAGAGAUAAUCGGCAUCCCAGAAGACCAGCACGGAGUGAUCCCUGAAAUACUAGAAUCAGUUCUUGAAGAGCGACUGUGCAAGGGUCAGCUGAUGCCGAAGUUCUUCUAUCUCGUUCCCACUGGGAGCAAUCCCACUGGCACCGUAUUGCCCGAGGGAAGGAGACGGAAGAUAUACGAGCUGGCGUGCCGAUACGACUUCCUUAUAUUGGAGGAUGACCCGUACAUGUUCGUGAAUUAUACUGAUCAGCCAGUCCCCUCCUUCCUCUCGCUGGACUCGGCGGGGCGGGUCAUCCGCCUGGACUCGUUCUCCAAGGUGCUGUCCCCGGGGCUGCGCGCCGCGUGGGCCACCGCGCCGCCCGCGCUGCUGCAGCGGCUGCAGCUGCAUCAGGAAGCCCACUGUUUGCACAGCUGCACGCUCGCCAUGGCGAUCCUCCUCCAGCUCCUGCAAACCUGGGGCCGCGCGGGUCUGGCCACGCAGCUCCGCGGCGCGCGCGCCCUGUACCGCGCCCGGCGGGACGCCCUCGCGGCCGCCCUGCGCGCCCACUGCGCACACCUCGCCCACUGGCAUGUGCCGGAGGGUGGGAUGUUCUUCUGGGUUAGGCUGAAUGUUGAGGAUGUUAGGGAUAUGGUAUUCAAAACGGCGUUCGAGAAAGGCCUAAUGUUAGUUCCCGGCCAAGCUUGUAACUACGACGCCAGCGCCCCCAGCCCGCACCUGCGACUGGCGUUCAGUAAAGUGAAGCUCGAGGACAUGGACACUGCCGCGCGCCUCCUAGCGGACGUCAUCCGAACUGAGCAGGCCAAGGCGUGCAGCAACAGAGCGGAGAGAGUCGCUACUCACCGGUAGAUGGCGUUAAAGAGAGUAAUUGUUAUAGUUGGUUAAGUUUUAUGUUAUUUAAUGUUAGUUUAUUGUUAU